Clupea harengus (Atlantic herring) is the source of this 10906-nucleotide messenger RNA. RefSeq names its product FRAS1 related extracellular matrix 2a (gene frem2a). The transcript has 24 exons. NCBI's taxonomy places the organism in Eukaryota, Metazoa, Chordata, Actinopteri, Clupeiformes, Clupeidae. The coding region runs from base 154 to 9516 and encodes 3120 amino acids. Gene Ontology annotation, biological process: anatomical structure morphogenesis; cell communication. Gene Ontology annotation, cellular component: membrane. The record is from RefSeq and is a predicted model, not a curated record.
AGUGAGAAUGCCGUUUCAGCAUCCCGAUGCACGUAUGGGACUCAACAACUUCAUCCUCUGCUUUUCCUUGUCUCUCGGAUUUUAAAAUCGGUGGAGUGUAAAAAAAACAUUCUGCCCACGCUUCGGGCUGGAGACGAAACGGACUCGUUUAUCAUGGCAUUUUAUAGACUUUUAGUCGUUGUAGUUUCUCUCACGUGUAACUUGUCCGUUGAGGGACAAGACAGUUACGGAUUAUCGUAUGCAUUAAGAUCUGAACUGUCGGAGGAUGCUAUUCUGGUGGCCAACAACGGAAUUCGCGUGCCUUUUGGGAGAUCAGUCUACAUUGAUCCCAUCAAUGAUCUGGUAGUUGACGUUCAGCCGGACGACAGGUGCAGCAUAACAGUCCUAGACAAUGAUCCCCUCUCUCAAAGACCCGGACAUCUUUCGCCAAAGAAGUUUCCCUGUGAAUUUGGUCCCAAUGAUGUCAGGUACUUUCAUUACGGUUCGAGGAGUCCUGUCAGAGACAGAGUGAGACUGCAACUCAGGUAUGACACGCAGAGCGACACGAUCAUCAUACCGUUUAUGAUGGAGGUGGAGGUAGUUUUUACACAGUUAGAAGUAAUUACCAAAAACAUGCCACUCACCGUCGAUAGCUUUAAUGGUGUCAGCAAUCCUGUCGACAACAAAAUAUUGGACUUUACCUUUGACAGAGAUUCAGAGCAAUGCGAGGUCACCUCUCUAGCCAGCAGCAGCGCACUACCCAGAUAUGGCAAAGUUGUAGAUGAUGAAGAUAAACUGGGGAAAAUGAUGGACUGCGAUGAAUUCCUUACAUCAGACAUUCGUUAUCAGCACACGUUUAGUAACAAGUCGCCCAACAAAGACUAUAUCCCCAUGGUAGUUGAACUAUAUAAUAAAGAGGGGAAUCUGCUGAAACAGGAAUUUUUCCAUGUUAUGGUGCGCAUUCAAGUGGGAAAGGAAAACACACCUCCGAAACCCAGCUUUGUUUCAAUGAUGAUGAUGGAAGUUGAUCAGUUUGUCAUGACGGCUAUAACUCCUGACAUGCUUUCAGCAGACGAUAUAGAGUCAAGUCCAGAGGAACUCAUUUUCAACAUCACCUCUCCUCUUUCCAUUGAAGAAGGCUAUAUUGUGAGUACAGAUGACAGGAACUUGCCAAUUACUGCUUUUUAUCAGAGGGACCUUUUUGAUUUAAAAAUCGCGUACAAGCCACCUUCUCUUGACUCAGAUACAGAGAGGAUCUUCCAGAUUGAAUUUGAGGUGCUGGACACUGACGGUGGCGUUUCAGACCCCUUUGCUUUCAUGAUUGUUGUGAAACCCAUGAACACUCUUGCCCCGGUCGUAACCAAAAACACAGGCCAGCUUUUGUACGAGGGUCAAUCCAGAUCACUAGUCACAUCGCACAACUUAGAAAUCAGUGACGAGGACAACUUGGACAGAGUUAAAUUGAGUGUCAUUGAUGGUCUCCGACAUGGUGAGCUCACUGUGCUUGGUUCCCGUAGAAAGCAUUUCACCCCAGAAGAGCUAGAUGCAGGCGUGGUUGUCUAUCAGCAUGAUGGCAGUGACACCUACAGCGAUAACAUCAUUUUCAGAAUGACAGAUGAUAAGAAUGAAGUUGAGUUCCUGUUUCCAAUCACCAUUGUACCAAUGGAUGACGAGGCUCCCAUAGUCAAUGCUAAUACAGGACUGGUGUUGUUCAAGCAUCAGAUGGUGCCAAUCUCCCCUCUAAUGCUAAGUGCAGCUGAUGUGGACUCUGAAGACUCCACCAUUAAGUUCACCAUUCAGCCUCCAUUCUCAACUAUUGGCGAGGUGCUACUGAGACAGUCCGAAGCCCCAGAAGACCCCUCUUCGUGGAAGUUUAACUCACAGGAUGAGGUCUAUGAAAAGGUGGUGUCUGAGUGGCAACAGAAAGACAUCACAGACGGAACACUUUUCUAUCGUCACACCGGUCCCCAUAGUACCGAGACGGUCACUGAUCAGUUUAUAUUUACAGUUGAAGAUGACAAUGACCCUCCCAAUCAGUCUGGAGACAAUACUUUCGUCAUCAGAGUCCUGCCCAUUGAUGACAUCCCACCUGUGCUGUUCCCAGGAACCAGCCUACAGAUGGUCGUGCACGAGUACCAGCUCACUCACUUUAGCAAAAAUGUCCUCCGUUACACAGACCUUGAUUCCGAUGAUCGCGACCUGAAAUACACCGUCAUCGCGCCACCAGCAGACACAGAUGAGAACAACCCGUUGGUGUUUGGGUCUAUCGUUUUAACCGACAGCCCAGACACAGAGAUUGAUGACUUCACACAGGCACAAAUCAACCAUCACAAAAUUUCAUUUAGCCCCCCAGAUAUAGAACUUGGAAUCAUUCCACACGUGGUCCAGUUUCAUUACACGGUAGAAGACGCAGCUGGAAAUAGUGUGAAGGGAGUCUUUACCAUACACGUGCAACCGGUUAACAAUAAACCACCAGAGAUCGUAAACACUGGCUUCACUGUGCUUGAACAUGGAACACAUGUUAUCAAAAAUGUUGAGCUCGAUGCCAAUGACCUUGACACAGAGAAUACAGACCUGACUUUUACUGCAACUGCUCUUCCUCAGCAUGGCAAACUCCAGCUCAAAAGUGGUGAUCUAAGCAAAGGUGAUACUUUCAGAUUGACGGAUGUCUGGGAUGGCUCACUCUUAUAUGUACACAACGGGGAUGAGAUCAAUGGUGAUUCAUUUCAGUUGGAGGUCACCGAUGGCAUCCAUUUGGUCCCGAUCACUGUGAAAGUUGUGGUGAAGCUCAUCGAUGACGAGGCACCCAAAAUCAGCAUGCAAGCCGGGACGAUCGGCUCCACCAUGGAAGUCCUAGAGAAUGGUGCCACAGAGAUCACAUCCAGUGUGAUCCAGGGGGAAGAUGAUGACACUGAUAACCUCAUGUUGACCUUUAUCUUGGAGGACGCCCCAGUUCUUGGGGAGAUCUUGGUAAACGGGGCACCUGCAAGCAAGUUCACCCAAGCCGACGUCAUCAACGGGCUGGUCGUGUAUGCUCACACAAGCGGAGAGGUUGGCUUCAUCACCAAAGAGGAUGCCUUCAACCUGACCCUCUCAGAUAUGUCUGACGAAUGGACUGUGGGCGGAAACAAAGUGAAUGGAGUGCGGGUUCUCGUCACUAUCCUCCCUGUUGACAGCAAACCCCCGGAGAUCACGGUUAGACCCCCGUUCAGUGUCUUAGAGGGAGAAAAAACCUCUAUUGGUAGUGACCAUAUAAGCGCUGAAGAUCCAGACACGCCUCUUGAUGACAUCCUGUGCACAAUCGUUGUCCAGCCAUCCUCAGGUUACAUAGAGAACAUAUCCCCUGCUCCAGGUUCAGAGAAGUCCAGAUCAGGCACAGCUGUUAGCGCUUUCACUAUGAAAGACAUUAAGGACGGAAACGUCUACUAUGUACAGAGCAUACACAAAACAGUGGAGCCGGUGGAGGACAGGUUUACUUUCAGAUGUUCAGAUGGUAUCAACUUCUCAGAGAGGCUUUUCUUCCCCAUUGUGAUCAUUCCGACCAAUGAUGAGAAGCCUGAAAUUUUUGCCAGAGAGUUUCUAGUGAUGGAGGGAAUGAACAUUGUUAUCGACACUCCAAUCCUGAACGGAGCUGAUGCCGAUAUUCCUGCAGAAGAAUUAACCUUCAUCAUCACCAAGCCUCCCAAGCAUGGCUCCAUCCUAAAUCAGCUGGCGACUGGCUCCAUCCCAGUCACAAACUUCACACUGGAGCAGAUCAAGGAAGCGUCGAGUGUCAUCUAUGAGCACGACGACUCUGAGACCACAGAGGAUAGCUUCGAUGUGAUCCUCACCGACGGAAAGCACAAAGUGGAGGGCACCAUUAAGAUUGUGAUCAUCGCUGUGGACGACGAGACACCCAGAAUGCUCAUAAACGACGGACUGGAGGUGGAGGUGGGAGAAACCAAGGAAAUCACAGCCAAAUUGUUGAAGGCUACUGAUCUAGAUUCAGAAGACAGCACGCUCACGUUCGUUGUGCGAUAUGGGCCGAGUCAAGGACUACUGCAGAGGACCACUCCACAGGGAGUUCUGGAGAACAUCACAGUUGGCAUGAACUUCACCCAGGCAGAAGUGGAUCAGGGAUUCAUUUUGUAUGAACACAAUGGCCAAGAGGGCGUCCGCGACCUCCUCAAGUUUGACGUGACAGAUGGCCCUAACGCACUCAUCGACAGAUACUUCUACAUCACAGUGAGCAGCAUUGACAUGGUCUUCCCUGAUGUGGUCAGCAAAGGUGUGUCUUUGAAAGAAGGAGGCCGAGUGACACUGACCACUGACCUGCUCAGCACCAGUGACCUGAAUAGCCCAGACGAACAUCUGGUCUUCACCAUCACCAGAGCCCCAGUCAGGGGACACUUGGAGUGCACCGACUCGCCCGGCAUCCCCAUCGCCUCCUUCACGCAGCUAGAGCUGGCUGGGAGCAAGGUCUACUACAUCCACACCGCUGACGACGAAGUGAAAAUGGACAGCUUUGAGUUUGAGGCCACCGACGGCUACAACCCAGUGUUUCGUACCUUCCGUGUAGCCAUUGUGGACGUGGACAACAAGAAGCCCGUCCUGACUCUCCACGAUUUGUUGGCAACAGAAGGCCAGAGCAAGCUCAUCACACCGUUUGAGCUGACGGUGGAGGAUCAAGACACACCUGAACGCCUCCUGAAGUUCACAAUCACCCAGUUGCCCAUUCAUGGCAAAUUGCUCUUCAACAACAGCAAGCCUAUCGCCUCCUUCACCAAACAGGACCUGAACGAGAACAUGAUCAGCUACAAGCACGACGGCACAGACUCCGAAGAGGACAGCUUCUCCUUCACCAUCACAGACGGCACUCACAACGACUUCUUUGUCUUCCCUGACACAGUGUUUGAGACGCGCAAGCCUCAGACCAUGAAGAUCACCAUCGUGUCAGUAGACAACGGGGCUCCUCAGAUUGUGUUGAAUAAAGGUGCCACGACUUUGAAGAUGUUGUCUACAGGUCACCUGGGCUUCCCGAUUACCAGCAAGUCCCUGAGGGCCGAGGACAGAGACAGCCCUGCGGCCGCCCUGUUGUUCCGCGUGACCGGUCAACCAGAGCAUGGCUACCUCAUCCACCUGGGCAAGGGGAACGACUCCAUCUCCACCUUCUCUCAAGCUGACAUCGAUGACCAGAAGAUCAGUUACGUGCUGAAGGACAAUGAUAAUGCAACAAGCGACUUGUUUCACUUCUCCGUCGAGGACAACGGAGGAAACAGCCUGAAGAGCCAGCAGUUCCGCCUGAACUGGGCCUGGAUCUCCCUGGAAAGGGAGAGCUAUGUGGUGGACGAGGAGGACAAGUUCCUGGAAGUGGUCCUCACCAGACGAGGCUACCUGGGAGAAACCUCAUUUGUUGGCAUUGGCACGCUCGACGGCACGGCCGAGAAGGACAAGGAUUUCAAAGGCAAGUCGCAGAAGCAAGUGCAGUUCAACCCGGGCCAGGCCCACGCCGCCUGGAAGGUCCGCGUCUUCUCCGACGGCAAGUACGAGCAGUCGGAGACGUUCCAGAUCACCCUCUCGGAGCCGGUCAUGGGCGCCCUGGAGUUCCCGACGAAGGCGGCCGUGGAGGUCGUUGACCCGGGUGAUGAGUCCACCGUUUUCAUCCCCCGGGCCAGCUUUGGCAUCGAUGAGAACAUCGGCGAGCUGCUCAUCCCGGUGCACCGCAGUGGUGAUGUCAGCGAGGAGCUCAUGGUGGUCUGCCACACACUGCAAGGCACUGCCAAAGGAACAGUCCCCAGCUCCGUGCUGUCCUUCUCUGACUACAUCUCUCGGCCCGAGGACCCCAGCAGCCUGCUGCACUUCGACAAGGACGAGACGGAGAAGCUCUGCCGCGUGGUGGUCAUCGACGACUCGCUCUACGAGGGCGAGGAGAGCUUUAAUGUCACCCUCAGCCUGCCCGUGGGCGGCCGCCUGGGCACCGAGUUCUCCACCGCCCGUGUCACCAUUCUACCCGAUAGCGAUGACGCUCCCGUGUUCUAUUUCGGGGAGAUGGAGUAUUCCGUGGAUGAAAGUGCUGGCUAUGUGGAAGUGCGAGUCUGGAGGACAGGAACAGACCUUUCCAAAGCUGCUGCGGUUACUGUCCGGUCGCGCAAGACUGACCCCGUUUCUGCAGAAGCUGGUCAGGACUAUGUGGGCAUCAGCCAGAACAUGGACUUUGCACCUGGGGUCAACAUGCAGACGUUCCGGGUCACCAUCCUGGACGACCUGGGCAAGCCGGCGCUGGAGGGCACCGAGAAGUUUGAGCUGGUUCUGCGUCUGCCGUCCAACGGUGUCAUAGGAGAGCCUGGCAGGGCCACGGUGUCCAUAAAUGAUUCUGUGUCAGACUUGCCGAAGAUGCAGUUCCGACAGGCGGUGUACUCCGGCGAGGAGGGCGAGGGCUCCAUCUCAGCCGUGGUGAAGCGCGGCGGAGACUUGAGCUUCACCUCCACCGUGCGCUGCUACACCCGCCAGGGCUCGGCGGAGGUGAUGGACGACUUUCAGGAGAGACCCAACACCGACGGCUCCAUCAUCACCUUCCUGCCAGGUGAGUCAGAGAAGCCAUGCGUGCUGAAGCUGGUGGAUGAUCUGAUCUUUGAGGAAGAGGAGGAGCUGAGACUGCGGCUGGGCACGCCGAAGAGCAACUCUCCUUUCGGAGCUAGCGUUGGGCCUCAGGAGGAGACCCUCGUGAAGAUACAGGACACGGCCGACAAGCCCAUCAUCAGGCUGGGGGAGAUCAAGUUCAGCGUGAACGAGCCCAAGGAGGCAGGUCAGGUGACGGUGGUCAAAAUCCCCGUGCUCCGAGUCGGCGACACCUCCAAGGUUUCCGUGGUGAGAGUCCACACCAAAGACGGGUCGGCCACGUCCGGGGAGGACUACCAUCCCAUCUCAGAAGAUGUUGAGUUCAAACAGGGCGACAGGGAGCACCUUGUGGAGGUGGAGGUGCUGUACGACGGCGUGAGGGAGAUGAGGGAGGCCUUCACCGUCCACCUGAAGCCCGACGAGAACAUGGUGGCGGAGAUUCAGACGACCAAGGCCAUCGUGUACAUCGAGGAGACGAACAGCAUGGCGGACGUCACCUUCCCCUCUCUCCCUCGCGUGGCGUCUCUGCUCCACUACGACGGCGUCAGAACCAAGAGAGACGUCGGGUCCAAGGAGAACCUCAAGCCUCCAGCUGGCUACCCUGUCAUCUGUGUCACGGCUUGCAACCCCAGAUUCCCCGACUUCGACAAGACGGGUUCCAUCUGCGUGAGCGAGAGCAUCAACGACACUCUGACGCGCUACCGCUGGCUCAUCAGCGCCCCCGCCGGGCCGGACGGCGUCACCAGUCCCAUGCGCGAGGCCGACUUCGACACCUUCUUCACCUCGUCCAAGAUGAUCACGCUGGACUCCGUCUACUUCCAGGCCGGCUCACGGGUGCAGUGCGCAGCCCGCGCCGUCAACUCCAACGGGGACGAGGGCCUGGAGCUCAGCAGUCCCAUCAUCACCGUCAGCCAAGAGGAAGGCAUGUGCCACCCUCGCAAAGUGGGCACAGUGGGCGCCGAGCCAUUCUCUGCCAAGCUGCGCUACACGGGCGCGGACGACCCCGAGCACGCCAACCUGAUCAAGCUGACUGUCACCAUGCCCCACAUUGAUGGUAUGCUGCCUGUGAUCUCCACGCGUCCUCUGUCCAACUUCGAGCUGACUCUGAGCCCCGACGGCACGCGCGUGGGCAACCACCGCUGCUCCAACCUGCUGGACUACAACGAGGUGAGCACGCGCUACGGCUUCGUCACCGAGGCCACCCGCAACCCGGAGAGCAUCGGCGAGAUCUCGCCGUACCAGUACAGCGCCCCCCUCAGGAGCAACAGCACACUGCGCUUCUACAGGAACCUCAACCUGGAGGCCUGCCUGUGGGAGUUCGUCAGCUACUACGACAUGUCCGAGCUGCUCACCGACUGCGGAGGGUCCAUUGGCACGGACGGACAGGUGCUGAACCUGGUCCAGUCCUACGUGACGCUCCGCGUGCCCCUCCACGUCUCCUACGUCUUCCACUCGCCCGUGGGCAUCGGCGGCUGGCAGCACUUCGACCUGCAGUCGGAGCUGCGGCUCACCUUCACCUACGACACGGCCAUCCUGUGGCAGGACGGCAUCGGCAGCCCCCCGCAGGCGGAGGUGCAGGGUGCCUUGUACCCGACCAGCAUGAGGAUUAAUGAGCAGGGACGCCUGGUGGUCAACUUCCGCACGGAGGCCCGCUUCAGGGGCCUGUUUGUGGCGUCCCACCCGGGUGAGGACAGACAGCAGUUUGCCUGCUUGCAUGCCAAUUCUAUGGUCAUGAGUAUGAACCACCCCGGACUGACCUUUAACCUGACCCUGGUGCGGACUGAGCCCACCUAUCACCAGCCAGUGCAGCAGUGGACCUUCAUCUCUGACUUUGCAGUACGCGACUACUCCGGCACGUUCACUGUGAAGCUGAUCCCCUGUACAGCUGCCAUGAAUGUGGAGUAUUCUGUUCCCCCUGUCUGCAACCCCAGGGAACCCAUCACCUUUGACAUGGACAUUCGCUUCCAGCAGGUGAGUGACCCCGUGGCUGUGGAGUUCAGUCUGAACACGCAGAUGAUCCUGCUGUCCAAGAGGUCCCUCUGGCUGUCGGACGGCUCCAUGGGCUUCGGUCAGGAGAGCGACGCCGCCUUCUCAGAGGGUGAAACGAUCUAUGGGAGGGUCAUGGUUGACCCUGUGCAGAACCUGGGUGACUCUUUCCACUGCAGCAUUGAGAAAGUGUUUCUGUGCACUGGAGCCGACGGGUACGUGCCCAAGUACAACCCCACCAAGUCUGAGUUUGGAUGCCUGGCAGACUCCCCAACCCUCCUCUACAGAUUCAAGAUCAUUGAUAAAGCCCAGCCCGAUACCCAGGCCAGGUCGUUUGGAGACGUGCCCUUCAACGCCCUCUUGGCAGUGGAUGACCCCUCAGCACUGACCCUGGUCAAACAGCCAGGCUCCGAUGGCUUCAGGGUGGACUCGGACGCCAUGUUCCAGGUGGCAGCCGGGAGAGAGUGGUACAUCCACACCAUCUACACCGUGCGCUCCAAAGAGAACACCCACCGUGGCAUCGGCAAAAGGAGCCUGGAGUACCACUCGGUCGUGUCGGGCGACAACCCGCCGGCUCUGCACUCCCGCUCCAGGAGGGACGCCGGCGAGGUGCCCGCCCUGGCCGAGAACAUCGGCACCGACAACAACCGGGGCACCAACAUCAUGCACAUCGCCCUGGACCGCAGCCGCCGGCGGGCGAGCAGCGGGGACGAGGCCCUGGAGGACGGCGUGCUGCCCCGCGAGCGGAGCAGCAAGCGCGGGGAGGAGGACGCCGUGACGGUGGUGGGCGCCCUGGUGGGCCUCCUGCUCACCGUGCUGCUGGCGGUGGUGCUGGCGCUCCUGCUGCGCUCCCGUCAGAAAGGGGCCAAGAAGGCGCCCAAGCCCUCGGGCAGCAUGCAGCCGGUGAUGGUGACAGACAAGUCCUACGACAGCACUGACAGUUCAGAGGUGUGACGGACACACGGGACAGAGAGAAAUAAACCCUACAGGGUCUUUUUUUUAUGUGUGUGUGAGCCCCCACUCUUUGAUAUUCUUUUCAUCCCUUGUUCUUUUUGCAAGUGCCUCUCAAAUAGUCACACAUUGUCAGAAAUCUACUGAGUACCACAGUCCAAAAAAAAACUUCUUUGAUAAGUUGCUGAGAGAAAUAUUUUUAAAUUUUUUAAACUGCUCAUCCAUUAUACAAAAGACUUUUUGGUCUGAUCGGAAUGCUGGUGGCAUGUCUUUGUGAUAACAUGCAUAUGGAUUUGAAAAGAAUUCCAAUUGUGUCUGAGAGUAUUGUCAGUGUCAGAGCUUUUAAAAACCAUUGGGGUUUUUUUAGCAGCUAGAAAGUGACAGUCACAAUACAUUAAAACUGUUCCCAUUCUUUCCUAAAGCAUAUUUGUUAAUAUAUGUCUGAGUUGUGUGUCCUUGACGAGCAGAUUAUAUGAAAGUUCAUUUAAUAUUCAGAAUGAUUUCAAAUAAACUCAGUGCAAUUUUCUAAAUGUCUUCUUGUAAAUGGAAUAACACUGGAUGUCUAGGUGUUUCGUGUCCCAAGCAUGACAUUGCAGUCAACUCAGGCUACAGUAUAGAUAUCUGUAGCCAUUUUUAUGUGUCAUUGUGACAUUUGUGAGUUUGCAUAUUCCACUUGUUCCACGUUACCUCCAUCACUUCUGCUGUCCGAUUUCUUCCCUUUCCCCCUAGAGGACACUAUUUCAGAGGAAAUGUUUUGCCACUGAACAUCAAGUGAAAAGAUUAGAGUUUUUGGCUGUGCAGAAAAUAUUUGAAAUUAAGGUGCAUAUACUAUUAUCAGAUUACAUUGUUAUCGGAUUUUAUUUGUCAGACUUUUUGAUUGCACAUUGCGGAUAGCCGAAAGACUUGCAAGCACAAUCAUAUUGGAAUGUAUUAAUGGCUAUAUUUAAAAUAAAACUAUUAAAAAGUAUUUUAGACUUUUAGCUGUAGACAGUCAAACUCAAGGGCAGUAUUAUGUUUGUUCCAAUGCAUAGCACAGGGGAAAAUAAACACUUAUUUCACUUACAAACACAUUUUAAGCUUGCUAUGCAAUGCAAUCUGAAAACACAAAGAUUUCCCUUGCAUCCCUAUUUUGACAUAUUUUAUGAAAUCAUUAUUUUUACUGAGCAGUGUAUUUUUUAUUUUUUGUUAUGGUCUGCACCAGGUUUGUACCUGAUGUUUAAUGUAUGUUUAAAAUAUGUUUAUGUAUGCACAUCUAUUUAUAGAUAAAUAUUGUGUGUUUGAGAAAUGGUCAAGUGUUGAAUUCUUCCAAUGAUCCAUUUUGUAACAAACCACUGAAUCACACCUAUACAUGCUCUUUUAAACGAUUUAAUAAAAUUGUGCUUUUUUUCCUGUG